Messenger RNA from Caenorhabditis sp. 36 PRJEB53466, 3283 nucleotides. NCBI's taxonomy places the organism in Eukaryota, Metazoa, Nematoda, Chromadorea, Rhabditida, Rhabditidae. The record is from the annotation of a GenBank genome assembly.
AUGACUUUCCAGCCAGAUUCACAAGAACUAGGACAGGUCAGUUGCUGUUUCGCAUUCGGCACCAAAUAAUUGGCAUAAUUAAUCGAAAAGUGAAAUAGGAGCUCGUAAACUUUUGAGCUAUUCGGGAGUAUUUCUGUUUACGAUGCCAAAAGUGGUCGGAUCUCAAACGAUCUCAAACCCAAUAAUUUGCAGGUGAUUCAACUGCUCCAACACUCGCAAUCGACUGAUAGAGAUGUGCAGAGAUCAGUGCAGCAGCAACUCGUCCAGCUCAAUGAACACCAACAGUUCUGCUGUUAUCUCGUCUACAUUCUCAGCGAAAUGAAGCAGGCGAUCGACGCGACGAGCAGGUCACUCGCAGGACUGCUCCUCAAGAAUAACAUCCGUGCAAAGUGGAACAAGUACCCGACAGACGUCAAGUUCUUCGUCAGAACCACGUGCCUCAAGAGCAUUGGAGAUCAAGAGCCAUUGAUUCGAGCGACGGUCGGAAUCAUUGUGACCACGAUCGUCAUGGAGGAGAACAUGUGCGACUGGCCGGACCUCCUCGACACACUUUCCACAUUACUCAUGCAACCAGACGAACUACUACAGGAAGGAGCUCUUGGAGCAUUGCAAAAGGUCUUCGAGGACUCCGCAGAUCGUUAUGAAUCGGACUACCUCCGUCCAAUUCUGCCGAAAGUUUUGAUCUUCUACGAACAUCACAGUCCGAAAAUGCGUGCUUUGGCGAUGAAUUGCGUCAAUUGCAUUCUGAUGGUGAACAACGAUCCGAUUGACUACGCCAUCGACCAGUUUCUCACAUCUCUAUUCGCUCGUCACAAUGACGAAGAUGAAGAAGUGCAGAAGCAACUGUGCAGGUCGUUAACGCUUCUUCUGGAUACGCACAUUGAUAAGAUGAUGCCGCAUUUACCGAAUGUCAUCGAGUACAUCAUCAAGAAGACCCAAGAUCCGAGUGAAUCGAUCGCAUUAGAAGCCUGCGAGUUCUGGCUCUCAAUAGCAGAGAACAACGAGAUUUGCAGGACCAUGGUGCUUCCACACCUCGACAAACUCAUCCCAGUCCUUCUUGGAAGUAUGCGAUACUCAGAAUCGGAUCCAGCACUGAAAGCUAACGACGAGGAUAGUUCAGUGCCCGACAGAGAUGAGGAUAUCAAACCACGGUUCCACAAAUCAAAGCAACACGGAAUGGGGAACAUGACAGAGUCGGACGAAGAGGAAGACGACGACGACGAGGACGGAGGUGGCGACUGGAACAUAAGACGAUGCUCAGCGGCGUCUCUUGAUGUACUCGCGUCGAUAUUCGGGAAGGAUCUGCUCGAUAAGCUGUUCCCACUGCUCAAAGAGACACUUCUCAACGACAACUGGCUCGUGAAAGAGUCUGGGAUACUCGCACUUGGAGCGAUUGCGGAAGGAUGCAUGGACGGAGUGGUCCCCCACUUGGGAGAGCUCAUUCCUUUCAUGCUCACUAUGAUGUUCGACAAAAAGCCAUUGGUCCGUUCCAUCACAUGCUGGACUCUGUCCCGUUACAGCUCGCACGUGGUGUCCGAUGAAAACUUCCGGCAACAUUUCUUCAAAGAUGUUUUGGCCAAUGUAAGCUUCGCUUCAUUAGGAAUUAAUUUCAACUAUGUGAUUUCAGUUGCUUCGGUGCGCACUGGAUGGGAACAAGAAGGUGCAAGAGGCCGCGUGCUCCGCUUUCGCCACUCUCGAAGAGGAAGCUGGCGAGCAGCUGGUUCCAUACCUCGGCGAGAUUCUCGAACAACUCGUCAAGGCGUUCGAAUGCUAUCAAGCUAAGAACCUGCUCAUUCUGUACGAUGCAAUCGGAACUCUUGCAAACUCGGUCGGCGACGCGCUCAGCCAUCCGCACUAUGUACAAAUGCUGAUGCCGCCGUUGAUGCAGAAGUGGGAACGACUGAACGACGAAGACAAGGAAUUGUUCCCGUUGCUCGAGUGCAUUUCAGCCAUUGUCUCGGCCAUGGGCCAAUCUUUCCUCCCGUACAUCCAGCCUGUCUUCAUGCGUUGUUGUUUGCUCAUCGAAAAGUGUGUCCAACAGAACCAGCAACACGUUUUGACUCCGGAGCACGUGGAAUUGGCUGAGACCGACUUUAUCAUUGUGGCCCUUGAUCUUCUGUCCGGUCUGGCCGAGUCGCUUCCUGAGCAUAUGGAGCCUUUGGUUGCCAACAGCAAGCUCGUCGAACUGAUGCUCUUCUGCUCGAUGGAUCAUACAACCGAUGUCAGACAGUCGUGUUUCGCUCUUCUCGGAGACCUCACGAAGGCGUGCCCGGAACGUGUUAUGUCGCAGAGUAGUAAGUAACUUGCCCCAGACUUAUGUAGAAAAAUAUCGAAACCCGUAGAAAUAAGUACGCAAACACAGAUAUACCAAAAUGCAGAAAACUCAGAAUAUUAGACUCCUCGUGGCAUUUUUAAUCGUUCUGUCAAAUUUCAUGUCUCAAAUGAAUAGUUACUAAAGGGGCGAAAAAGGCAAUCAAAAAUGAGUGAAAACAGUGUGCGCACACCUUGCAUUAGGCCCCGCCCAUUUUACGGGAUUUGACUCUACGGGUUUUGUAAUCUACGAGUUUCGAAUUUUCUUCGGGAUUGUCACACUCUCCACUUAUGAUGUUGCAGAACUCUACAUGCUUGCAGGCAACUUCAUUUUCUUCCUCACUCAAAAUCUGGAUCCAGGGAAGAUCAGCGUGUGCAACAAUGCGAUUUGGGCACUCGGAGAGCUAGCUCUGAAGAUGGGACCGGGAAUGAAACCAUAUGUGCCCUCGCUUAUUGAACCUCUGAUCAAUGUGAUCAACCAGAACAAUCAGACUAUGCAAAGGACGCUCUUGGAGAAUACUGGUAAGCAUCAGAUAACAUUUCUGCUAUCAAAUACUUCUUUCGUUCAGCUAUCACAAUCGGCCGUAUCGGACAGAGCUGCGCAGAUGAACUCGCCCCACACAUCCACCGCUUCAUACGUCCGUGCUGCUAUUCUCUCCGAAAUAUCAAAGACAACGCGGAGAAGGAAAGCGCGUUCAUUGGACUUUGCACCAUGAUCAACAUAAAUCCUGUUGGAGUGCUCAACGAUUUCAUUUUCUGGUGCGAUGCCGUCGCCUCUUGGAAUCAGCCGACCGAUCACCUCAGAGCACUUUUCGGAGGAGUACGUUUCUCGAAGUUUUGCAACUUUCAUUACCAUCUGUUCCAGAUUCUGCUCUCCUUCAAAAACCAAGUAGGCGAAUUCCACUGGACCAACUUCAUUCAGCAACUUCCGCCGCCCCUUCGUGACCGACUCGCCGCGUUUUAUCAGAUCUAA